Molecule: messenger RNA, 822 nt
Organism: Naegleria lovaniensis
Lineage: Eukaryota; Heterolobosea; Eutetramitea; Acrasida; Naegleriidae
Exons: 3
Coding region: 1-822 (273 amino acids)
Source: RefSeq, a predicted model, not a curated record
AUGAAAUCUGCUCUCUUAGGUUACACUGGAUUCGUCGGAUCCAACAUUCAUGCCAAAUCCGAAUCUACUUUUCAAGACGUUUACAAUUCAAAGAAUUUAAAAGAAUUAAAAGGAAAGGAAUAUGAUUUGAUUGUGAGUGCUGCAUGUCCUGCAAAGAAAUGGAUUGCCAAUAAGGAACCUGAACAAGAUUUGCAAGCCAUCAAUGAUAUCAUUUCAUGUCUUGAUGGAGUCAAAUGUCAAACUUUUGUGUUGAUUUCAACCAUUGAUGUGUAUCCAGUGUUGAGUGACAAGGAUGAAGAUUUUGAUUGUUCUACUCUUGAUAAUCAUGCCUAUGGAAAGAAUAGAUUGUAUUUGGAAAAGUGGGUGGCAUCCAAGUUUGAAAAUCAUGUCAUUUUGAGAUUGCCAGCAUUGUUUGGUCCAAAUUUGGCAAAGAAUUAUAUUUAUGAUUUAAUGCAUGAUAAUAACUUGAAUCAAAUCAAUCCUAAUACGAGCUUCCAAUGGUACAAUGUUGAGAGAUUGUAUGAUGACAUUCAAACAGUGUUGAAAUACAAUAAGCAACAUCAAGGAUCUGAGAUUCGAGUGGUCAACAUGUUCCCUCAACCUCUUCAUACCUCUGCCUUUGUGAAGGCUCUCUUUUCGGAAAAGGCUGAUAAGCUUAAGAAUCCAAUGAACGAGAAUGUGAUUGAUUUUUCUUAUAAUUUAAAGACCAAACAUGCCAAGCUUUUUGGAAGUGAUGUUGAUGGCUACAUUGAUAAUGCGAGCAAUGUUUUGAACCAAAUCGUUAAUUAUGUCAAUAACGAGAAAUCCAAGAACAAGCAAUAG